This is a messenger RNA of Hibiscus syriacus, 502 nucleotides long. RefSeq names its product EG45-like domain containing protein. The transcript is spliced from 3 exons. NCBI's taxonomy places the organism in Eukaryota, Viridiplantae, Streptophyta, Magnoliopsida, Malvales, Malvaceae. Bases 27 to 449 code for a protein of 140 amino acids. The record is from RefSeq and is a predicted model, not a curated record.
CAGUUUCUUUGAAAUCGUCAGGAGAAAUGUCGAAGCAGUUACAUCCAUGGCUCUUCACCAUCUUCAUCUUGGUAACAACGUUCUUCCAUUCGUCUUUCGCCGAUGUCGGCACGGCUGCUCAUUACAGCCCCCCAUAUCUUCCCACCGCCUGCUUCGGGGGCGACACCUCCAUGUUUCCGACGAACAACUUGUUUGCGGCUGCCGGGGAUGGGAUAUGGGACAACGGCGCUUCAUGUGGGCGGCAAUACUUGGUUAGGUGCAUCAGUGCGGCUAUCCCCGGAACUUGCAAUCCAAGUGAAACUAUACAAAUUAAGAUCGUAGAUCAAGCCGACACAUCGGUGUCUAGGCCUUCUGCUAGCGGUGCUACGAUUGUUCUUUCCACCACUGCUUUCGGCGCCAUUGCAAACCCCUCUGCUUCAUCCAUUAACAUCGAAUACCAACAGGUCUGAAGUUUUGAAGAUUGCCGUACGGUACUCGUUUCAUGGAUCUCACUCUUCUGGAU